GGAAUAAGAGAGAAUGGAAAAGUAAGCUCAAGCACAAUCUAUUUGUUAUCUGUUUUUCUAGUUAAGUGUGAUAGCUAUACUUUGAAAUUCCUAAAACCAGGUGGGAGAUUUUCUUAUUAUUUAGGAAAUAAACACGUUCGAAUUAAUGGAGAACCCGUGGAUUUAGCAUCAACAGUAAAGACAGUACAUUUUCCACUCUAUCAGUUGACAGUACAUUUACCUUCCCAGCAGAACUCUGAAAUCUAAGUGUUCCAGGUCCACGUGAGUGCCAACGACAGGCCCACUUAGUAAGUAGUAACUGCCUGUGGCCAUGCCCCCUAGGGCAGUCCCUCUGAGCCCACAUUCGGACCUCCACCAUGGACUCUAGCCCCUGCAGGUCAUCAAACUGUCCAGCGGGGCAGGGGCCAGAGACCCAAUCACGACCGCUUUGAACCUCCAUCUGGUGCAGUCCUUGUCCUUCUCAUGAGGCAGAUACUGAAUUAACACUUGGAAUCUGGAGAAGCAUUUUGUACAGAUUGAAAGAUUGGGCUUUCUCUUUAGUUUUCCAGAUGUAUUAUCUGAUCUGCAUACUUGAAACAUCCACAGUCACAUAAACUCUGGUUGUAACCAUGGAGUUAUGUGACCCAUCAAGAUAUAGGAAAACUGUUGCCAAGCUUUGGAACCGGGCCAUUUUCUACCAGUUCAACCCUUAAACUAAUAUAUUCUCUGCUGAUAAUCAAGAAUAAAGAGCCAAAUAAAGUCAUGCACAUUCUGUUGACAGAUGGACUCUGUGGCUGUUGAAUUUUACUAUAAUGGGUUACUCUGUCAUUCCAAUGCAAGUUACAUCCUGAUGGAGGUAAAGACCUGUAUUCAUGUAUCCUGAUUAUAGCAAGUGUUGAAGAUAGGAAACCUAUUAUGACUAAUCCUUGGGAAGAGAAAGUCUGCAAAAUGGCUCAAACGAGUUUACUGCAGGGGAAGCCGUUUUACUGUAGGGAGUGGGUUUUCCACAAGCUUCAGCAUUGUCUUCAGGAGAAAACUAACUGUUGCAAUAGUGCUGUCAGCACACCACCCCUUUUAAUGAAUUCUGGGAAUAAUGCUAGUGUUGUCUCUGGAAAAGGAGCUGCCUGGGGUGUGUUGUUGGUAGGAGGGCCUGGCAGUGGCAAGACAGCCCUAUGCACUGAGCUCUUGUGGCCAAGUUCACCUACAAGCCUGCAGAGAGGUUUGCAUCGCCAGGCUUUGGCCUUUCAUUUCUGCAAAGCCCAGGACUCUGAUACUUUGUGUGUUGGAGGGUUUAUCAGGGGUCUGGUUGCCCAGAUCUGCCGCAGUGGACUGCUCCAAGGAUUUGAAGACAAGCUGAGGGACCCAGCAAUCCAAAGCCUCUUACAGCCUGGAGAAUGCGAGCGGAACCCAGCGGAAGCAUUUAAAAGGUGCGUUCUGCUCCCUCUUUUGGGAAUGAAGCCUCCCCAGCAAAGCCUGUAUCUGCUUGUGGAUUCUGUUGAUGAAGGCUGUAACGUCACUGAAGGUGAACAGACGUCCACCAGCUUAUCUGGGACUGUGGCAGAGCUCUUAGCUGGUCACCAUGAGUUCUUUCCGCCAUGGCUACUGCUUCUCUGUUCUGCCCGAAAACAGAGUAAGGCUGUUACUAAAAUGUUUACCGGUUUCCGAAAAAUAAGUUUAGACGACCUUCGGAAGGCAUACAUCGUCAAGGACGUUCAGCAGUAUAUCCUGCAUCGUCUGGAUCAAGAAGAAGCUUUGCGGCAGCACCUCACAAAGGAAACUGCAGAGAUGCUAAAUCAGCUGCACAUUAAAAGCAGCGGAUGCUUUCUUUAUCUAGAACGAGUUCUAGAUGGAGUCGUAGAAAAUUUUAUUAUGUUAAGAGAGAUCCGUGACAUCCCAGGAACUCUAAAUGGUCUAUAUCUCUGGCUGUGUCAGAGACUUUUUGUAAGAAAACAGUUCGCGAAGGUUCAGCCUAUUCUGAAUGUGAUUCUCGCAGCUUGCCGACCUUUGACUGUAACGGAAUUGUAUCAUGCAGUAUGGACCAAAAACAUGUCCCUAACCUUGGAAGACUUCCAACGCAAGUUAGACGUCCUCUCCAAACUUCUUGUUGAUGGACUGGGAAAUACUAAAAUACUAUUUCACUAUAGUUUUGCAGAGUGGCUUCUGGAUGUGAAACACUGCACUCAGAAGUAUUUAUGUAACGCAGCAGAAGGACACAGAAUGUUGGCUAUGAGUUAUACCUGUCAAGCCAAGAAUUUAACACCAUUGGAAGCCCAAGAAUUCGCACUGCACUUAAUUAAUUCAAACUUACAGUUGGAGACAGCUGAAUUAGCCCUGUGGAUGAUAUGGAAUGGCACACCUGUCAGAGACUCCCUGUCGACCUUAAUUCCCAAGGAACAAGAAGUGCUACAGCUGCUGGUCAAAGCUGGAGCUCACGUCAGCAGUGAGGACGAUCGCACCUCGUGCAUAGUCCGUCAGGCCUUAGAGAGAGAGGAUUCCAUUCGGACCUUAUUAGAUAACGGAGCUUCAGUCAAUCAGUGCGAUUCCAACGGGCGAACGUUGCUGGCCAACGCUGCGUACAGCGGCAAUCUGGACGUGGUGAACUUACUCGUGUCUAGGGGAGCCGAUUUAGAGAUAGAAGACGCUCACGGACACACGCCACUUACCCUAGCUGCUAGACAAGGACAUACCAAGGUGGUCAACUGUUUGAUUGGGUGUGGAGCCAACGUCAAUCACACCGACCAGGAUGGCUGGACGGCACUGAGGUCCGCGGCCUGGGGCGGUCAUACUGAGGUGGUGUCUGCACUGCUUUACGCCGGCGUGAAAGUGGACUGUGCGGACGCCGACAGCCGCACGGCCUUGAGAGCAGCAGCGUGGGGAGGACAUGAGGACAUCGUACUGAACCUGCUGCAGCACGGUGCUGAGGUCAACAAAGCCGAUAACGAGGGGAGAACGGCGCUGAUAGCGGCGGCAUACAUGGGCCACAGAGAGAUCGUGGAACACCUGCUGGACCACGGGGCCGAAGUGAACCACGAGGACGUCGACGGCAGGACCGCGCUCUCGGUAGCUGCGCUUUGUGUGCCCGCAAGUAAAGGACACGCGUCGGUCGUUAGCCUUUUAAUCGACCGGGGCGCUGAAGUAGACCAUUGUGAUAAAGACGGCAUGACUCCGCUGCUGGUAGCUGCCUACGAAGGACACGUCGAUGUGGUUGACUUGCUUCUGGAGGGGGGAGCAGACGUGGACCACACGGACAACAAUGGUCGGACACCCCUCCUGGCAGCGGCUUCCAUGGGCCACGCUUCCGUCGUGAACACGCUUCUGUUCUGGGGCGCAGCCGUGGACAGCAUCGACAGUGAAGGCAGGACCGUCCUCAGCAUAGCCUCCGCCCAGGGCAGUGUCGAGGUGGUACGGACUCUCCUGGACAGAGGGUUAGACGAAAACCACAGAGACGAUGCUGGGUGGACACCUUUGCACAUGGCAGCUUUCGAGGGUCACAGAUUAAUAUGUGAAGCCCUUAUUGAACAAGGUGCUAGAACAAACGAGAUCGAUAAUGAUGGACGGAUACCUUUCAUAUUAGCUUCGCAAGAAGGUCAUUACGAUUGUGUUCAAAUAUUAUUGGAAAAUAAAUCCAACGUUGAUCAGAGAGGCUAUGACGGGAGAAACGCACUGCGGGUCGCCGCACUAGAAGGGCACAGGGACAUCGUUGAAUUGCUCUUUAGCCACGGAGCCGAUGUUAACCACAAAGAUGCUGACGGCAGGCCUACCCUUUAUAUUUUGGCCUUAGAAAACCAGCUUGCGAUGGCUGAGUAUUUCUUAGAAAAUGGUGCAAAUGUAGAAGCGAGUGAUGCGGAAGGAAGGACGGCGCUUCAUGUUUCCUGCUGGCAAGGCCAUCUGGAGAUGGUCCAGGUUCUUAUCACCUACCACGCAGACAUUAACGCCGCGGACAAUGAAAAGCGGUCCGCUCUGCAGUCUGCGGCCUGGCAGGGCCACGUAAAAGUGGUGCAGCUUCUGAUUGAGCACGGUGCCGUCGUCGACCACACUUGCAAUCAAGGUGCAACUGCGCUCUGCAUCGCAGCCCAGGAAGGGCACAUUGAGGUCGUGCAGGUUUUACUAGAGCACGGUGCUGAUCCAAACCAUGCGGAUCAAUUUGGACGCACUGCUAUGCGUGUUGCAGCCAAAAAUGGACACUCCCAGAUAAUUAAAUUAUUAGAAAAAUAUGGUGCAUCUAGUUUGAAUGGCUGUUCCCCAUCUCCCGUUCACACAAUGGAGCAAAAACCUCUACAAUCGGUGUCUUCAAAAAUGCAGUCGUUAACAAUUAAGUCGAACAGCUCCGGCAGUACUGGCGGAGGCGACGUGCAGCCUUCGCUGCGGGGUUUACCCAACGGGCCAGCUCACGCAUUCAGCUCUCCUUCAGAAUCUCCCGAUUCUACAGUGGAUCGUCAGAAGUCAUCGCUGUCAAAUAAUUCCCUGAAAAGCUCAAAAAAUUCAUCUUUGAGAACUACUUCAUCUACAGCGACGGCUCAAACAGUGCCAAUUGACAGCUUUCAUAACUUGUCGUUUACGGAACAAAUUCAGCAGCAUUCUCUGCCACGCAGUAGGAGUCGGCAGUCCAUCGUGUCCCCGUCCUCCACAACGCAGUCCUUGGGACAGAGCCAUAAUUCACCAAGCAGUGAAUUUGAGUGGAGUCAAGUGAAGCCCAGUUUGAAGUCAACGAAAACAAAUAAAGGGGGGAAAUCAGAAAAUGCCGGCAAACCUGGGUCAGCUGGGAAAAAAGCUAAACAAAAUAACUCUACACAGCCAAAGGUUUUAGAAUACGAAAUGACCCAGUUUGACACCAGAGGGCCUGCAGCCAAGUCGGGCCCUAGCGCGGCGCCUAAGCAGACGCCCGCAGAACCUCAGUGCAAGAUCAUGGUACCUUCAGCUCAGCAAGAAAUCGGUCGAUCUCAGCAGCAGUUUCUUAUUCACCAGCAAAGUGGGGAACAGAAGAAGAGAAACGGGAUAAUGACAAACCCAAAUUACCAUCUUCAAAGCAACCAGGUUUUUCUCGGUAGGGUGUCCGUCCCGCGGACAAUACAAGAUCGGGGGCAUCAAGAAGUGCUGGAAGGGUACCCUUCCUCAGAGACGGAAUUAAGCCUUAAACAAGCCCUGAAGCUUCAGAUCGAGGGUUCUGACCCCAGCUUCAACUAUAAAAAGGAAACACCGCUCUGAAAGUUUCCUAUUCUGUGAAACAGAAGACUUGUGAUUGGAGUGAUUCUUCAGCUACUGGAUGAAAACAUAAAAUGCCUGUUGAUUGCUGAAAAAAAUGAAGAAUGUGAUAUCUGCAGUACAGUUACCUUAAUUACUGUAACGUGCCUAAAUAGUAAGGCUGCCUUCUCAAUGUAACCCUGUGUGCUUAAAACUUUUUCAUUUUGUGUGCUUUGUAUUCACUACACAAGAAUAAGCACUUUUUUUUUAAAUGCAGAUAUAUACUGCAGUUCCUUGAUAAAAGCUGAAAAAAUUUUUGAGUAAAGUAUUUUAAGUUAAGAUUUGAUAAAUGUGCAUGUGCCAUGAUCAAAUAUAUAUAAAAAGGCAGUGUUCUUUGUAUUUAUUUUUUUCUUUUUGUGGCAAAGGAAACGUAAGCCUACUGUUUCGGUCACAUUUGCAUUGCUGUAGUGUAUGGCUUGUUUCUUGUAUCUUUAAAAAUGUCGCUCAAUAAAAGUAAAUCACGCAACUAUUCAUAUUCACUACAUCUUCAGCACUGGUUAAAAAUGAGUUCCUAUUUAAUGGCCACAUUGAGGUGAAAACAUGAUUUAAUGGCAGAUUUAAAAAAUAAUAUUUCUAGUAUUUCGGGGAGCUGCUCUAAGUAGUUUAACCUGGCAUUUCCCAGUAGAAUCCUGAUCUCUAACUAAAGCUGUCAAAAAAAAAAAAAAAGACUCCAGGCAGAACAAAGUUCUGUUUCAUUCACUGGGUGCAAUUUCACCUUCCACUCACUUGUCACUCCAUCUCCGAGAAGACAGACUGUCAUUCCUGAGGCAUGAAAAUUCUCAGGGACAAAGCCAUGCCUCAGCGGCGUGUGUGUGCAGAGGGAGAUACACCUGUCUACCUGAGGGUAGAUUUUUGAUCCCUGAACAGUUCACUGACAACCCUUAUCUCCUCCGUCCAGUUAAAUAAAAUAUGACUUACCAGUGUCAGUUCAGUGCCAGCUUCUUUCUCACAGUUUGUCUUGUUAAUCACUGCACGAUGAAUAUGGCCCCCACUCAGAAUCAACUGGGUCAGUUUUAGUGGCUAGUUGGACGCAUACUCUUGCUGAAUGUUAAUAUGUGCUGUCCUCAGAUGACGCCACUAACCUGUCAUAGCACACGUGUGCUUUUCACUGGUAUUGGAUAAACAGCAAUUUUUGUCCAUAUACUCUUUCUUGUUUUCUUCUUUGGACAAUUGCUUGCAGGAUGACUGGAUGCCAGGGUUAAGGGUGAAGUCUGUGACCACGGAAAACAGUUGACUGUCUCAGAUGAGCGUGUGACCCACGGCCUUGGCCUCCCAGUGGUCUCUAACCCACUGAGGCCAGUUUAGGGGUGUGUGUGUAUGUCUGGAAAGGUUACAAUGUAUUUAGAAGCCAAGGUUGUGCUUUAAUCUUUGCAUAAGACCCGAGAAUCUUACAAAACCCAGAAAUUUUAUCCUUUCCAUGUAUUGUUGAUAAGGAAGGGGAAUGAGGAAAGAGACUUUGGAGAUUCAGCACAAAACCACUGCUACCACUGGAAAAGAAUCUUAGAAAAUGUCUUAGUAACAGAGGUCAGUAAUGUCAUCGUCAUAUAUGAAGGACCCAUGUGAUGCAUUGUUCACAGAAACGUGAUAAGUGUUUCUCUUGAAUCUAUGUGUAAAGCUUUUAUUUUUGCUUUUGUUUUUUAAAGUCAGCAAAACUCAUUUUGUUUAUGUCAUCAAUAAGUCAUUAUCAGGAAUAGGAGAUAAGUUCAAUUGAUAAUAAGGUGACAUGGCAAUAUUGAUAACUCGAAUGUGAAUGUUUCAAGUAUUGAAUUUUUGUCCCUAUGGGACAUUUAUUAAAUACACUUAAUAGGACUCUUGCAAAGCAGCCUUAAAAGUGUUUAUGAUUCUAUUAAUAAAUAUGAACACAUGCUAUUGUUAGAACCAGUCACACGUAUCUCAAGUACAGUACAUUUAUAAUACUGUAGAAGAUGAAGCUCUAAUUUCUUAUUAGGUGUAUUUUUUUUUUUUUUUUUUAGAAAGAGAAGCCUAAAAGCUGCCAGUUUUUCUAUUAACCUUGAAUUAUUGGAAUUGUAUUUAUUUAAUUUUAUUGUUUUUUUUUUUUUUACAAAAAUGCACCUUGUGGCCAAAGGGCAAAGAUAUGACUCAUUACAUAAGGGAUUUAUGUUUUUCAAAGAGCUAAAUGUUUUCAUAUCCACUUGAAACAGUUGGUAGGAAGAGAACCUGUUUGAAAAAAAUACGAUUUUCAAAAGUAAGUACUCCUCUGGAUGUUUUUAUAUCACAUUAUGUUUUGGAAUAGGACAAAAAUGCCUUUUAGUGGGGCUAGGGGCGACAAGGUGCUGGGAUGCCUGCUUUGCCAGUUUCUUUCUGUGGGAGAUUUAAUAUGACUGAAAGUGACUUUUGCUCCAUUAAGGACAGUAAAAAUCAUCCCCCAAAUAGAAAACUCCUAAGUAGCUAUUUUAAGAAUGAAAAUUUAAAUUUUAUAAAUCACCUGACGCACUACACCUGUGAGGCCAUGUGCUUAGGACACUUAGAAUCCACCUGUGUCCAUCCCUAAAGGAUGAGCUGAUAAUAAGGGAAGUGAUAAAACAUAUAGUAAUGAAACAUAAAAAUCUGAGUGCUGGUAGGAAAGGUUCUGGAAGAAAAACUGGCCAGAACUCGGUGUGUCCUGCAAAGUACGGCUAUGUGUUUGCCCCUCACCCCCACCCCUACUGGAAUCGUCAUCAAAAACAGUUCAAUACUUAAAAAACAGGAGUACUUUUCUCAAUAUUGUCUAGCUAUGCAAGUGUUUGUUUGGCUUAAUGUCCUCCAUUUACACGUCUCAGCAAAUGUAGUUGCAAACAAAUGCUUUCUUUUUAUUUUUCCAUUUGUUUGGGGUAUGUAAAUAGCCUAAAAUGUACAUUGAACUUCACAUUGUAAAAGUUUAUUUUAUUCCUUGUAUUAUAUUAAGCAAAAAUCCCUAUGUAUAUGAAAGUGCAUAAUAAAUAUAUUUGCUUUA
This is a messenger RNA of Pteropus alecto (black flying fox), 8173 nucleotides long. RefSeq names its product ankyrin repeat domain 50 (gene ANKRD50). Bases 895 to 5184 code for a protein of 1429 amino acids. Gene Ontology annotation, molecular function: protein binding. The transcript is spliced from 5 exons. The record is from RefSeq and is a predicted model, not a curated record. NCBI's taxonomy places the organism in Eukaryota, Metazoa, Chordata, Mammalia, Chiroptera, Pteropodidae.